CCGCGUGCGACGUCGGCGGCCGCGAGCGCGUCCCGGUAGUAGUACGUAAACUGCGUCGGGAAGGGAAGCACCAACCGUGCUUGCGGGGGCGUCAGUGAAUGGUUCGAACCAUUAUUCGUUGAUGAACUAAAGAAAACGAUAUGUGGUGAUUUUGUGGAAGUUUAUGCUCAUAAUAGUUGGAUCCAUCUAGUCUUCAUUAGUCAUACAGUCACUAAAUAUGUCACGAUCCACCAUGCCGACCACAUCGUCCGAACACUCGACCCCGACUUCAGCUAAGGUAAAGCGCAACCCUUCGAGCGUCAGCCGGAAGAGCAACGGCGACAGCUACAACCUCAGCAACGGCAAGACCUCUCCGUUGAAGCCCAAGUCGAAGCCAUGCUGUUCCCAGUACCACCUGAACAGCGUGUGGUCCAUCUGGUACUGCCUGGUGAGCCUCGGUUUUAUGGCCUACCUGGUGUACAACGGCGUAAAGAGGUUCCUGCUGUACGCGUCCUUGCCCUGGCCCCAAGACCCGCCCUUCGUCGAACUCAACGCCUACGUGGGACUCGUGGGCGCGUCUGUGGUGCUGCUGCCCUUCUUCCUCGUGACGUCACUGCUGAAGGUGGGCAACCUGGGCAACGACGGAUUCAAGCUAGGGGCAUCCCUCUCCACCUGCAGCAGGGAUCCUCCGCCGGUACUCGAGGCAGCUAAGGGAGUCGUCAGGAACUUGUGGUUACACGGAGUGCCGACAGCGCCUUUUCUUCACCUGGUGGCCGCCUUCUGCCUUCUCCUUCCCCGGACGCUGAUGGACGCUACUCUUAUCUCCGCCGGAUUCCUCCCCAAGGAGGAGAUCUGGCGCACGGAUCUGGACUUCCUGGUGCCGCACAACGACCGCCUGGCCGUGCUGGGCGCUAACGUGACGGUCAGCCCGCGCACGCCGCCGCCGCCCACGCCCGCCACGGAGUCCUCGCGCCCCAUCGUCACCGUCGAGGAGGCGCUGCCCAAGGCGCUCCCGGAGGAGGCCUUCGCCCGCCUGCCGGAGGACGGCGAGUGGGAGCCAGUCUCGCCCGAGCUGCUCAACUACGCCGUCGCGCUGCUGGUCUUCGCCAUCAGGUACCCGUCGGUGUUCUGGCACACUAACAAGGCUUUUGGCAUCCUGUUCUCCCUUCAGCUGGUGGUUAACGGCGUGCACACCAUUAUCACCCUUACGGCCUUCAACAUCCUAUACAAGCUCCACGUCUGCGGACCCGAGAAGGAGCUCCACGGCGCCGAGAGCUUCCUGCUCAACCUGCCUGCCACCGUCGGGCUCAUGCUGGUGGCCGUCAUGGUGGUCACGGUAUCCUCCUCCGCCAUCUACUUCUACGGCUACCAGAAGUUCAACAGCUUCUUGAUCAAGAGCAAGCAGCGAUUCCACAUCACGUACGACAACGAGCCUACGCAGAUCCGCCCGUACGCCCCACACUGCGCAGCCCUCGUGGUCCUGGUCGCCCUUGGUCUGUCCCACGGGCCUCUCCUGUGGGACCUCUCCCUCGUGUACAGGGGCUCCCUCGACGCCGUGGUCAUGGCUGCCGUCAUCGGGACCAUCGUGCAUCUGUUCCUGUGGAUCGUUCUGUGGCUGCUGCUCACUGUCAAGUCCAAAUGGGAGUUCAAGCUGCGCGUGACGGUCGCCCGCGCAUGCGUAGCCUCCGCUCGCUCCAUCAAGCUCGUGAACGACGUCGAGCUGAUCUCCAACGACCAACAGAGCCACGCCCACACGCCUCUCCUGGUCGUGGGCGCCGGGAAGGCCUAUGCCAUCACGGAUGCCACGCCCAAAAAGAGCAUCAUGAGUGUUGUUCAGAAGACUCAUCAGGACAAGCGGGCUCGAGGCCACCAGGAGGAGAUCUACUGGCUGAGGCCCACGCAGCCCGCGCGCUCCCCCGCCCCCGGCAAGAGCAUGUCGCCGCGGGCCAAGGUCACCUUCGACGAGGCUGGGAUCAUGACGUCACCAAGGAAAGCGCGGGCCAACAAGUCGCCAAAGCCACAGAAGUCUACGUACCGCCGCGCCUCCACGCUGUCGGAGUCGGAGGAUGAGGCAGGCGACUACGCACUGCUGAGGGAGGGGCCGGAGAACACGACUCAGCAGGCGGCCCAGGAGGAAGACCCGAGAUACGUGGACCGGCAACAGAUUUUAGCCUACCGCCGCGCCAUGGAGGAGCGCCUGUCCUCGCAGCCCCCCCACGUUUCCUCGGUGCCAGAUUAUGAGGACGCUGAUCACCUGCAGAUGCGCAGCCCACACGCCCUACAUCAGCUAGACACGCAGGGUCCCCUCACGCCACGCAGCACAAGGAGCAACGACUCAGGGAUGGUGCAGGAGGAACGGUCUCAGCGCAGCGACUCCGUCUCCACCUCCUCCUCCAACACUCCGCCGGAGAACUCAGAGGAGUCGGGAGUGCACUCCGGGGCCACUGACUUGAUGAGGAACAGGUCCAACAGCGUGGACGACUUAACGCAGCUCCCACCCGACCCCAACCAGGUGCUGACCCCACCGAAGGCCAUGUCCAUGCAGCGGCCGCCGCUUAGCUCCUCCCCGGGCAGUCCUUACGGAUACACAGCCGGUGGAGGACUGCUGUCCGCGGCCGGCACAGUGUCGCCCGUGCCGAGCUCUGUCUUGUACCCUGCUGCCGAGGCCACCGUUGUCAUCCGCCGGCAGAGGAACCUGACGCAAGAGAUCAAGCCCCCCGUCGACCCGAUCUAUGGAACCCGAUCUCUGACGUCGUUCACAGACCAACAGCAGGAGUCGAAGAAGAAGAACAACGAGGACUUGUUAGCGGAGGCUCAGAACAACUUCAACAGCAGCCAGUCGACGGGAUCCAGCGGUUACCAGAGCGGGAGUGCCAACGCCAGCAGCGCCAGCAACAGUUCCAGCAACUCGCCCAUCCCCGCCCACUCUGCCUCGGCCUUCUCCCCGGGACAGCCCAUCUACGGCCAGAGAACCCACAACGGUUACGCGCCCAACCCAGUCGUCCGCUCCAGCUCCCGAGUGAGCGCCCACAGCACCCAGGGCAUCUACGGGCGCACGACCCCUGGACCGCACUCGCCCCACAGACUGCCCCAGGCCCCCCAGAUCCCGCUGCCGCCCAUCCCCCAGGGCGCCAUGCCGGUAGGAGUUCCCCAGCAGAGCUCCAUGCAGGAUAUAUACGGUCGGACCAACAGCCAGAAGCUCUACGGCCACUUGGGGGAUUCUAACAGCAUCUACGGCCCCAACAUGAUGAGAAAUCCUGUCGGGCGGUCGGUGAGCCUCAGAGUCUCGUCAGGAGCCGCGCCCAGAUUUAGCUCAGGCAGCUUUCGGCACGUUCCUCGCGAGUCCGAGUACAAUACCAACGUGUAGGAAUCCCAUGUAAAGUUGUAUAGGACUUAAACCGUGUGAAAGUACAAGUAUGAAAAGUGGUGACACCAUUCUCGCAAUUAUCAUCUAAUCUCCAAGGAUAAUGACCAGAGCCGUCCAUAAAACCUGGUGAACUCUGACUCGAGACACGAAAAUCCAACACUUGGAAAGAGUGAAAGGAAAGUCAAGUUAUCGUCACUUUUUCAUCAGUUUGAUUGGGUUUAACAGGUGCUGAAGGAUGCUGUUACUCGCGCUGUCUUGUACUUUGUACAUAUAAUGUGUUGCACAUAUCAGAACCGACAACUUUGUAAAGUACUUGUUUGUGUAAGUAUGGGAACUGUGUCGUUCGAGUGUAUCACUGCCUUGUGUAUUAAACCCUUCGAAUAUUUCUCUAUAGUAGUGGGUGUAUAAUAACGUAAUAUUGGUGUUCAAGUUGCAUAGAAUUUAAAGAAAAGUCUAGGUGAUUAUUACUUGAAAACACCAAAACGAAGCUGCUCAAUAAUGUGUUCCUUUAAAAAAAAAAGUAUCCAACACAUUUUGUUUAUAUUCGUAACAGAUUAAAACUCAGAUGGUGAAUGAACAUUAGUGGAAUAUAUAAGAUGUAUCAUUCCUUGGUUAUUUAUGUACUUUACAUCUCAGUCUAGUUUAUUUUAGUUUCCAUAGAUGGCAAUAGGAGAGAAAAAAAUAUAUUGCUGUAUAAACAUUUCUUUUAAAGAAAUUAUCAUUCUUUUCAGUUACAUUUUUCAAACAACAUAUAUUAUAGGGAUGUUGGGAUCUGGUUAGCCUAUGGUUGUAUUUAUCCAUUAUAUUUUUUGUAGACCAAAGAAGGAAAUAAGUCGAUAGAUAAACCCUCUGUGUGCAAAUUGUAUUGCAGAUCGUGUAUAUAGGUAUAUUUGUAAAUAGGGAAUCCUUAGAGUGCCCAGAUGCCAACGUAAAAUGGUAUCAGGGAGCAAAUUAUUUCAUAGUUUAGGACUGAUCUGGGCAGUGACAGAUUCAGCACUUGCAUUUAUCCAAGAGGUUUUUUGGCCCUUGAUCAGAAGAUAAAUGAGCGGUAGAUGAUAAAUGAGCCAAAUAGGUGUCUGGUACGAUAAAAAUACUUAAAUAUUCGCUGCUAUUUCGAUUAGUCAUGCAAUAAAUUCUAGGCAAUGUCUUACAUUGAUCUCAAUUUUGCAAGUGUGCUAGUGUGCCAAAUUUGUUAUCGGAUAUAGGCCUGUGUGAAAAAACCAAAGGUACUGACUUAGAAUUAGGAUAGAAAAUCCUUUGCCUUUUUAAAAAAUGUGAAUCCAAAGUUGAUUCUGCUAUUGAUACUUACACGAAAUUUCAGAAUAUGUAAAAGUUCUGCUGUGGGCUUAUAUUACUGAUGGUGUUUUGGGGGAUAUGAGUCACAGUAUUAUGGAAUAUAUAAUAUGUAUAUAGAAUAUUUUACAUACAUGCACAUGUGCCAUUCAUUCACUCAUUUAUUUUUUUCAUCCACACACACACACACACACACACACACACACACACACACACACACACACACACACACACACACACACACACACACACACACACACACACACACACACACACACGCACACACACACACACACACACACACACACACACACACACACACAUACACACGCACAUAUUAUCUUUAUUAUCAGCAUUCUAUUGUUAUUGAUGAAGAUGUAAAUGCUCUUUACAAGCAAGCAUUUUGGAAGAUAUCAACAUCAUUCUCAGAACUUUCGAUCUAGUAUUGCCUUGAUAAUGUGUAUUAUUUCCAGAAGUCACCAUUUUUUAUAUAAGGCAGUCACUUAUAAAAUUUAGAUAGAAUUUCUACUUUUAAAUGUUUCCAUAUCAGCGCUUGUGGUCUUGAAUGAGCAUUACUUACAAGAUUCUUAAUCUUAAUCCUCGAUUAUCCCAUAAUUUCCGAAACUACGCUUUAGAAUUUUCUUGUGAAAAAUUAAUGUGUUCUGUGAUUUCGGAAGCAAAAUCCUUAAGAAAACUGGUCAUAUUCCUUUGUACAAAAAUGUAAUAAUUCCCUCUCUGUAUGUACAUGUUGUACUGUUCAUCGUACGGUAAUGCAUGCUUAGAAGACAGUGAACAAAGUCUUAUACUUCUUCAUGUUCACUUCUUAUAGGUUUAAAGACGAUCACAGUUUCUUGUGUUGAUUUCUUGUUGCAUAGUUACGGUGAGAGCCAAAAAGUUCCCUUGUGAGCUGGUAUGUACAUUUCCUUUCUAAUUCUUAAGUGAUGGAAUUGGACGAAGAAUUAUUUUUUUAUAAUUAUGUAUAAAAAAAGAAUUGGAAAAAAAGUCAAAUUUCCAAAAAAAUAUGUAUAUGUGCCUGUUUACCCGAGGCCACGGAAGUCACGUCUCGGUUAUCUUUGUUAUAAUUUUGCAUUGUUUUAUAUAAAAGAAUGUCUAUCGGUAAGUUGUUUUUCCAUUACUAAUGGCAUUGUACUUGUAUAUAAUAAAGAUGACUAUAGC
This is a messenger RNA of Penaeus indicus, 5815 nucleotides long. RefSeq lists its product as uncharacterized. NCBI's taxonomy places the organism in Eukaryota, Metazoa, Arthropoda, Malacostraca, Decapoda, Penaeidae. The record is from RefSeq and is a predicted model, not a curated record. Bases 218 to 3346 code for a protein of 1042 amino acids. The transcript has 14 exons.